CAAUGAAUUAUAAAAGGAGAUAAGGAGUGAAGCUGAAACAUCCACUGAUCCACACACCACUUUCGUUUCUUUCCCUCUGACAUCCUCAAAAGGUAUGCAGACCAUUAGAUUUGAUUUUAACCACAAACUCUGUUUAAGUCGGUGUCUCUUCACUCCUGCAAUGGAAGCAGCACAGGCGGCAGCAACCUUCAAAACCGUUAACUUCCUCACUGCCUUCGCUUCUCCAAGAGCAACAAAUCCAACUACCUCAAUCCCUCCAGCAACAUCUUCCAGGCCAGCCAUGGUGGGUAUCUGUGCUGCUUCUGGAACCAACACAAUUUCCCUAACCCCGAACCCUAAGCACAACUUUUGCUUCGUCACUCGCUGCUCUGCUAAACCAGAUGUUCACAACGACAACACAAUCAACGAGAAACCAAAUGUCAACACAGCCCUAAAUUCAAACACCCUUCAAGUGGAACCGUCAGCUUCCCCUCCUAAUCAAACAUCUUCUUCUUCAUCCUCUAGAGGCUUGGUGUUUGGUCUGGGUCCCGGGAGCUCCUGGGACAGCCAAGAGAUUGGAUCUCCUGUUGUGAAAAGAUACAUCAGCGACGACGACGAGAGGUGGUUUCUGUGGUAUCAUGGGAGCUCGAAUGCAGGUCUCUCCUCUGAUUCCAUAGGAUUAGCUGUUUCAAGCAAUGGAAUCCAUUGGGAGAGAGGUGCAGGACCAGUUAAAUCAAGCACAGACACUGGUAUGGUAAUGAACUGUAGCAAAGAUUGGUGGGCUUUUGAUACCGAGAGUGUUAGGCCUUCUGAAGUUGUGAUCAUGUCGAGUGCAAAGGUCAGAGCUUCCAGUGCUGUUUACUGGCUUUAUUACACUGGGUUUAGUUCUGAGAAGGUGGAGGUUUCAGUUUCUCAGCAACUGUUGGAAGAAAGACACCACGUUUCAAGAUCGUUGCCGGGACUAGCGAUCAGUCAAGAUGGGAGACACUGGGCUCGGAUUGAGGGGGAACAUCACAGUGGUGCACUGUUUGAUGUGGGCACAGAUGCUGAAUGGGAUUCACUGUUUGUUGAGACACCUCGUGUUGUUUUUCACAGUAAUGGAGAUCUGAGGAUGUACUAUCACUCAUUUGAUGCAAGAAGUGGGCACUUCGCAGUAGGAAUUGCCAGGUCAAGAGAUGGGAUUAGAUGGGUAAAGCUUGGGAAGAUACUUGGGGGUGGACCCAAGGGUUCAUUUGAUGAGUUAGGUGUGAUGAAUGUACAUGUGAUUGGAAACCGGAAGGAUGGGGGUUAUGUAAUGGCAUAUGAAGGUCUUGCUGCAGAUGGGAAGAGGAGUGUUGGAUUAGCAGUAUCUCCAGAUGGGUUGAAGGAUUGGGUGAGGUACGGUGAGAGAACAAUUCUCACGCCGUCUAUGGAAGAAGAUGGAUGGGAUAAUCAAGGUGUGGGAUCCCCAUGUCUGGUUGAGAUGGAUGGCGAUGCUGGUGACUGGAGGCUGUACUAUAAAGGUAUUGGAAAGGGAGGAAGAAGUGGAAUAGGACUGGCAGUUUCUGAAGGCAGUGGGUUUAGAAGUUUCAGAAGAUGGACGGGUUUUCAUCUCUAAUAUUUUUAUAUAAUGGAUUGUCUACACCAAAAAUAGUGUUUUAUGGUCAAUCCAAAUUGAAUAUGGGAACCUCAAUUCUUUUUUCUUUUAUCGGUUUA
Macadamia integrifolia is the source of this 1674-nucleotide messenger RNA. RefSeq lists its product as uncharacterized. The record is from RefSeq and is a predicted model, not a curated record. NCBI's taxonomy places the organism in Eukaryota, Viridiplantae, Streptophyta, Magnoliopsida, Proteales, Proteaceae. The coding region runs from base 95 to 1576 and encodes 493 amino acids. The transcript has a single exon.